Homarus americanus (American lobster) is the source of this 2974-nucleotide messenger RNA. RefSeq names its product dephospho-CoA kinase-like (gene Dpck). The coding region runs from base 213 to 911 and encodes 232 amino acids. The transcript is spliced from 6 exons. The record is from RefSeq and is a predicted model, not a curated record. Gene Ontology annotation, biological process: coenzyme A biosynthetic process. Gene Ontology annotation, molecular function: dephospho-CoA kinase activity; ATP binding. NCBI's taxonomy places the organism in Eukaryota, Metazoa, Arthropoda, Malacostraca, Decapoda, Nephropidae.
AUUUCAUUAUUUUAUUAACAAAUACAUGGACUAGAUUUUAUUACUUUAUGUUUUAACAAGAAUUACUAAAGUCUUCAGUGGUAGGAGGCACGGCACCAUCAGUAGAGACCUUUAAUAGUUAAUAGAUAUAUAUAUAGAAAACCAGCUGAAGUUAAGUUACAUUUAGUGGGUCAAUAUAUUAGUAAGGCUUCAGCUGCUUUAGUAAAAUAGACAUGUUUCUGGUAGGGUUGACUGGUGGUAUAGGGACGGGCAAGAGUACUGUCAGUGCCAUGAUCCAGGAGAUGGGAGUCCCGGUCAUUGAUGCUGAUCUCAUUGCAAGACAAAUUGUGGAGCCCGGCAAGAAGGCAUGGAAGAAGAUCAGAGAAACAUUUGGAGAUGAAAUGUUCUUAGAGUCUGGAGAACUUGAUAGACCAAAGUUGAGCAGCCUGGUGUUUACUGAUGCAGAGAAGAGAAAGACCAUCAACAAAAUAACUCAUCCAGAGAUAUAUGGUGAAAUAAGGCGUCAGGUCUUCCGCUACUUUCUGAAAGGAGAGCAAUUUGUGGUGUUGGAUCUUCCACUUCUCUUUGAGAGUAAUAAAGUUACAUCUUACUUAUACAAGACAAUUGUUGUUUCUUGUGAUGAUGAGACGCAGCUUGAACGACUAAUGGAUAGAAACCAGUAUACUGAGAAAGAGGCCAUAAGUCGAAUUGAAGCCCAAAUGCCCCUUGAGAAGAAGUGCAAUAUGGCAGACAUUAUCAUUGAAAAUUCGGGAAGCUUAAGCAAUACCAGAAAGCAAGUAGAGGGCAUCAUCAAACUUGUGAGGACCUCAAAUCACCACAUUUAUAAUCGUGUUGUCUAUGGAGGAGGCUUCAUGGCUGUUUUGGUGGCUAUAUUGUACCUUCUUAUUUUUCAUGUGAUAGGAUUAUUAUAGAAUGAGGCCAAAUACGGUGAACAGUAGUGAAAACUGAAGAUUGUAGAGAAUACUAACACUAUAACACAAACAGUGCUGGAGUAAAGUCGGUCUGGAGAGCACUGUUGUUCUGUAGAAAGCAUGCAUUUUAACUUCCUUAACUACAUGGAGAAAAAAUAUUUUUUUGUAUUCACCACACAGGUAAUAGUCACAGUGUCAGCUACGAAAAGUAUUUACAGUAAUUUAUGGUUACUUAAAAGUAAUUAUUAAAUGACUACCCUUUUAAUACCUUUUUUUUAUGGGGAUAAUAUAUUACUUUCUCAUGUUUUAUUGCCAUUUUUAUAUAAAACUACGUAUUUUAGUUAUUUCUUUAGUUCAAUGUUUUCUCAAAUGAUAAUUUUAUUUGCUUACCCUGUGAUAUUAUUUGAGGAUGUUUUAGUUAUUAAUCUACACAUUGGAUUGUAUUUUAAUUAAAAUUUUACUAAUUUAUGUUUUAUAUGAAAAUAUUGUUUUACAGUUUAUUUAACCUACCUAAUUUAAUGAUGUAAUAUGAACACAUUCAAAAGGUGGAUAUUUUAAUAGUUCACCAGAGAAACAUAGAGGCAUAUCUUACCUUUGUUCCGAAUUCUUUUCAAUCUUACAUGUAUUCAGUUUUUCCGUGCACUAAAGUAUGAGGUUUUGUGCAAAAUUAUCUUCGGUAUUUUUUGUCAACAUGUAAAUACUCGUACAGUGUUGUCAUGUUCUCUCACCAAUAAUCCAACAUUUCUUUUUAAUCAUUUCAUUCAAUUGAUUUUACAUGAUGUAAAGUUCUCACUGAAUAACCUGUAUGUUUCAUACUGCUUAAUAACUUUGUUUGAGGGCCUCUGAAAUCUUGAAGAGCAAGAUAUACUCCUCAGAAGGAUGAUUUUGGAUAAAGCUUUUGGUAACAGCAGGUUUCUCACCUUGUGAACCAUGGUAAAAUAUUUGGUGUCAUUUGAUCUGGCAGUUGUUUCCAGCACCAGUUGGACAUCAGGUCAGGAAUUGAAACCCUCUUAUAGGCUAAUAUGGUUAAGAUACCUUCGACAAUAUAAGGAAACUCCUGCUCCUGAUCCCACAUUUCCUGUAACAGUAGUUCCUCCUGGUCAUUGUUAGGCAUUAUUGCUGCAAAUAUAUUCAUGUAGAUGAGCCAAGGAGACUAAGUGUUAUGCUUGUAUUAUUUUAUUUUUGUUUUUUGGUCCAUUGUAAGCUAUACAGUUGGUUAGUGUGUUCAGUGUUUAGAAUAUCAUUUAAUUCAUUAUUUUAAUAUACUGUACAUGUGAUGCUAUGUGAGUGAUGUAAUACAGUAUGUAGAGUGAAAAUUGCCAUAAUGGACAGUCUUGGCUGUCCUCAUAACUUGACCACAUUUUGCAUUGUUUUUAUGUGCAGUAUUUGCAUAUGUCAUGUUGUGUUAAUAUAUAUUCUUGUUGGGCAUUUCAGUCCAAAAUGUUCUUUGCUCGUACAUUAGCAUUAUUUAAAUGCAUAGCUACAGUACAGCAGUUUCCAAAAUGUGUUUAGGAAGCACUUAACCUUGCUUCCAAUAUAUCUUAAGAGAUCAUUCUUAAAUUCAUUAUUUAUAUUAGGUCUCUUCCAGAUCUACAGUCAUCAGUGAAUGGGUAUUACAGAACACCUUAAAGAGAAUCCAUUGAUCUUCAGGCAUCAUCCAAAGCUCAUUCUUAAGAUACUAUUUUAGUUAUGACUCAAGAAAACAAUGCAAUCUUGUUUUAUGGCCUGAGCACAAGAUUUAAGAGGUUUUGCCUCCUCUUUUACCUUUAACAUUACCAGUAUGUAUAAAAUCUAUUCUAGAAACUUGUGUUAAUUUUAAGGUACCUCUUAGAAGAGCUGUGACUGUGUGGCUCAAUCAAGUACUCAUAACAUGAGUCUUUUCUUAAUGUAGAUGUAAAUUCUUCAGAGUCGGGUGCUGUCAAGAUACAAUUGACUAAAACCCCAUCUAUUGUAUUCUAUUUGUGGAUGGCUUAAAAUCCCAAGUCACUCACAAAUGACCAGAAGGUAAUAAAUGAAAGAUUGAAAUAUGAAAUCUCAUUCUUUGUCAUAGGGAAAAACACAAA